AUGUGUAGUUCGUGUCAUUAUUUGAAUAUUAAUGGCUGUCAGAUUGUACCACAAGUUGCUUCUCACAUGGAUAAUAUUAGUAAGAUGAAGAAUGUUAUUAAAUUACCAACAUCAAAAACACCACAAACACCAGCUGAAAAAUCAGCAGCAAAAAUUCAGAAUGCAUUUCGUACACAUCAAGCACGUUUAAAAUUAAAAAAUCAAGCAGCUUGGCAAAUUCAUGAAAAACUUGAAUAUGCAAGCGAACAAACUGAGAGUAAACUCAAAGAUAUGUUUGAAAAAUUAUUGAAAGCAUCAUCAUCCUUGUCUCCUUCUGUUUCGAAAUUAUUACAUAAAGCAAAAGAAAAAGAACUUCUUCGUUUAACAAAUCCGGAUGAUAUUGUUGUUGAAUCAAGUUAUCGUGGUCCACAUAUUCAAGGUCCAAUUACACGAAAAAUAUUCGUAGAUUUAAUCGAAGCAUUUCAAAAAGGACAAAUUUUACAUGAAAAAUAUGUUUGUGAAAUUUUACAUCAAGGUCGUACAAUUUUAAAAUCCUUACCAAAUUUUAAUCAUAUUGAUUUAGCUAAUUUAAAACAUGUAUUCAUUGUGGGCGAUUUACAUGGACAAUUACAAGAUUUAUUACAUAUAUUUAAUUCAAAUGGAUUACCGACAAUAGAUAAUGCAUACGUUUUUAACGGUGACUUUGUAGAUAGAGGAAAUAAUUCAGUCGAAGUUAUUCUAAUAUUAAUCCUAGCCCUCAUACUUUAUCCAAGUUCAGUAUUUUUAAACAGAGGCAAUCAUGAAGAUAUUAUGGUUACAGUCAGGUUACCAUUAUAUUCUUACGUUGAUGCUGGUAAAGCAAAAUUAAUUAUUAUGCAUGGUGGUAUUUCAGAUCGAAUUAAUUUAAAAAAGUUAAAUAAUUUACCAAGAAAUAGAUAUGUUUCAAUUGAAGUUCCACCAGAAUCAAAACAAGGUGGAAAACGUUUAACAGAAGAAGAAGAUCUGGAAUAUCAUCAAAUUCAAGAUUUAUUUUGGAGUGAUCCAGAUCCAAAAGGACGUAAAGGUUGUCGUCCGAAUGAUGAUCGUAAAAUGGCAUGUUUUUUUGGUAGCGAUGUAACAAAUGCUUUUAUAAAAAAAUACAAUUUAUCAAUGAUUAUACGUUCACAUCAAGUUAAACAAGAUGGUUAUGAAUAUGCUCAUGAUGGAAGAUUACUCACUGUUUUUUCUGCAUCAAAUUAUUGUGGUGGAAAUAAUUGGGGUGCAGUUGUUCGAUGGGAUUUUAAUGAAGAAGAACCGUGGAUAAUAUCGUUUAAAACAGAGGCAGUUGAUUUAGAUAAAGUUAGUUUUAAUAAAAAAGUAACAUUAUUCGAAGAUCCAGCUUAUCAUUCAUUAAUAGAAAAAAUUUUGUCAAAUAAAAGUCAACUAUUACAAGAAUUUGAAAAAGCAGAUAAAACUAAAAGCGAACGUUUACCGUUAACAACGUGGUCAGAUAUUAUGACAAUAGUAUUGAUAUUAGACUUACCAUGGUUAACAUUGAGAACGAGAUUAGUACAAGAAGAUGGCAAAGGAAUUAUUUAUCGUAGUAUGUUUGAUGACUUUGUUAUUAGUAAUCCAAAAUUUCAAAUGCAGAAUGCGGGUAUCAUGGAGGAUUUAUAUUAUUAUAAAGAUAUGUUAUUAGCAUUAUUUAACUUAAUCGAUUAUAAUCAUUCAGGUUUUAUUUCUCGUAACGAAUUUGCUGAUAUUAUUCGUCUUUUACUCGCAGAUGAAAAUGAAAAUGGUGUUAAUGAUAAAGUAUCGAAUAUAGUGAAUGAUGAAUAUAUUGAAGAACUUAGUUCAGCAAUGGAUUUUGAUAAAAAUGGAAAAAUUGAUUUUAAUGAAUUUUUAGAAAGUUUUCGUAUUGUCAAUGUUAAAUCUCAGCAACGUCAAUCACAUUCCAAACAAUCAACUCCCUCGUCUAGCUCAUCACCAUUGAAAUCAUCGAUUUAUGCAAAUGGAAAAAAGGGCAAAUGA
Molecule: messenger RNA, 1989 nt
Organism: Didymodactylos carnosus
Lineage: Eukaryota; Metazoa; Rotifera; Eurotatoria; Philodinida; Philodinidae
Source: the annotation of a GenBank genome assembly